This is a messenger RNA of Doryrhamphus excisus (bluestripe pipefish), 2642 nucleotides long. Lineage: Eukaryota; Metazoa; Chordata; Actinopteri; Syngnathiformes; Syngnathidae. The record is from RefSeq and is a predicted model, not a curated record.
CAAUACCCAGGUCGUCCGGGCCUGUCAAUCAAGAAAGCGCACGCUCUACUGCAGGUGCAAAGCUGGGCUCCGGGCUAACUGCUGCAGCGAAGCGGAGGAUAAAACAAGAAUUUCACGAUGGCGUCUGCAAAUGCCACAUACGGACAAAAGGAGUCCUCGGACCAGAACUUUGACUACAUGUUUAAAAUCCUCAUCAUUGGCAACAGCAGCGUCGGGAAAACAUCCUUCCUUUUCCGCUAUGCUGACGACUCGUUCACGCCGGCCUUCGUCAGCACAGUUGGCAUCGACUUCAAGGUGAAGACCAUCUACAGGAACGACAAGAGGAUAAAGCUGCAGAUCUGGGACACAGCCGGCCAGGAACGCUAUAGGACCAUCACCACGGCGUAUUACAGAGGUGCCAUGGGCUUCAUCCUCAUGUAUGACAUCACCAACGAGGAGUCAUUUAACGCUGUGCAAGACUGGUCCACUCAGAUCAAGACUUACUCGUGGGACAAUGCUCAGGUGCUGCUGGUGGGAAACAAGUGUGAUAUGGAGGAUGAACGUGUGGUGGCCACAGAGAGAGGCCGGCAGCUGUCAGAACAGCUUGGUUUUGAGCACUUUGAAGCAAGCGCCAAAGACAACAUUAACGUAAAGCAGACCUUUGAGAGGCUGGUGGACAUCAUCUGCGAGAGAAUGUCUGAGAGUCUGGACAACAACGAUCCCACUGUCACCGGCGCCAAACAAGGGCCGCAGCUCACCGAUCAGCCGCAGAGGUCCCAUCAGGACUGUGCUUGCUAAAUGCGUCCCGUACACACAAACUACACAAAAUCUGUUGUCCGCAUAUCCAUAUAACUUUUUACAUUCAUGUUAUCAUUUGAUGUCAUGUAAACCUGCACAGAUUGACAUGAGAAACACAAACGCAGGAGCUGAGAUUAUCAAUCGUCAUUCUAUCCUCAUGAUAAUCCCAAAGAUGAGCUGUUUUCAGGUCCAUUUCACCAAGAAAUCUCAUCCUCACUUGUGCAGCAAACACUACAUCGUGCUACUUUAGUCACAGGCUGAGCGCCCUUUACAUCGCCCUGUUUGCAUGCACGUCCACAUGCACCGUGCUGUAUUUGAACACGCUUUUUAAAGAGGCAGCAGUUAUCAACCCUUAUUGUUCUAUGCUCAUGAGGUCAUAGCCCAGAUCCCACGAUCGACACUUUAAGUCCAUAAUGAGUACACAACAGUAUAGGUUAUCGUUUGCUGAGCAGUUUAUUCCAAGCGUGAUUGGAUUUGGUCACAUGAUAUCAUUGAUCCAUCCAGGACUACUAAGCUUUACACCCAACAGGGUAGUUUGAAAGAAUAUCUGAUUAUUUAGUUCAUUUGUUUGCGCCUUCCUAGCUUUUUAACUUUUUUUUUUUUAAUCUGUGUUUACGAGAGCCUGCAGUGGACAGCAACAUCUUUUUUUUGGUAAUCCAGUCUGGUGCUGCAUCCACUCAGUGUUCAUAGUGGGGUUUUUUUAAACAUUAUUUUUCGAGAAGGGAUAUGAAAGAGAUGAGUGUAUAAAUGUUUUAAAAAAAACGUCAAUAGCUCUGCGUUUUAAAAUGCUUAUGAAUACAGAAGUAACUUAUUAUACAUAACGAAGAUAUUUCCACUGUUGGAUUCCUUGCUGUGCUUUAGGGUGCAUGUUGUUGGUGUUGACUAUCUGACCUGUGAGGGUUCAAACCUUCAUACGCUUCUCCUUUCACUGCGUACGACAUAAACAUGAUCCACCACUGACCUGUCAGCACCAUCAACUUGCACGCGGUCGACUUGAACGGAACAUAGUGUCUGACGCAUGUUUAACGUUGAAUCUGCAGUUUACUUUUGUAUGCCCGUGUGUGCAGUGCAGUCGUGUGUCCACCGAUGUGAGAAAAUGUUGACACAUAUUUUAUAUUAUUUAUAACUUAUUUAUUUGACAUGUCUCGUUCUUCCGGUUAUGCUUUCCAAAGAGAGUUUCUCCCGGCUUUUUUUUUUUUUUUUUUUUAACAUGUUGGCGUUUACAAGCUUGAUGUACAUCCUGGGGAGGAGAGAGUUCAAACAUUCCAGUCAUUGGUGGGCAGCUUGUUUGUCUUUUCAUAUCAGUUAUGUAACGUUUAAGACAUGCCAGUGUAAAAGCAGACUGUUCUCACAGAGCAAUAAGAGGUUCUUAUUAUUUCCUCUACGCCCAAAUAUCAGCAAAACAACCCUGCUGAUUCUUUCCACACACGUCCUGUAAUAGACGCCUCUAAUUGUUCUGUCCACAGAGCCAAAUGUAGAGCUAAUUGGAAAAGACAGCAAACCGACAACGCUAAAAUAAUCACUUUUGGACUGUGCGUGUUUCUAUUAUUUGUGUUUUACUACGGCUGCAGACGUGCAGCUGACUCAAGAACACCCUCCCUGCCCCCCAGUCAUAACUCUUGUAAAUAGCCUUUUUCUGCCCGUCUGGUAUUAGUUGUGUGAAUCGUGCUGUAAUAACUGUCAUGCCAGAUUUGCCCAAAUGAGGGAUCAAUAAAUAAAUCCUAGCAGCUGGAUUUUGUUGAAGUGCUACAAUUAAUUGCUCCCAAAUGUUAAUUCAUGUAGUGUCUGCACAGCUUGUUCUUCUUUUGUCCAGCAGAGGGUAUCACAAUCCAUAAUGUCAGCAUUUCUCAAUUUAUGGAGGCGUU